Molecule: messenger RNA, 811 nt
Organism: Hermetia illucens (black soldier fly)
Lineage: Eukaryota; Metazoa; Arthropoda; Insecta; Diptera; Stratiomyidae
Exons: 5
Coding region: 40-738 (232 amino acids)
Source: RefSeq, a predicted model, not a curated record
UCGUGUAUUUUUACCUACCCCUGUUUAGCAUAUGUAAAUAUGGAUAACGUUCCACCUGUAGAAAGAUACCAUGUCAUAAAUGAAACUAAACUAAAAGUAUCUUCAAGUAUGCCAUUCAAGAUGAAUUCAAGACAGCUGCUAUUAGUUCUUUCCCUUAUUAUCGUUCACAACUUUACGGCGUCAGGAUGGUUACUAUUCCCUGCCAGCACAGUUCUUCAGAUCACAAUGUCUAUAUCGGUUCCAGUACCUCUGAAAGAUAUGAAAUUUUUCAUUGAUUGGGGCUUUCAAGUGAACUACGUUUGCCCGUGGUUACUUUCCAAUUUUUACGACAUCCCAAAGUGGCCAGGACAUUCUCGAAUGCAAACGCGAACACUUUCGUACGACAAGUAUGUCCUUCCGAAUGGCACCCAUCCGGCAGAUGCAUCAGCUGGACAGGUAUAUAUGGCGUUAGAGGAUUUGAUGAUUAGUUAUGGAUUCCAUGAAACUUGUUUGCUGAAGAGCGUUUGUGAGGUGGCAAGACAUCCUUUCGACUUGGAAAAUGAAAAUUUGAUUGCUGAGAUAUUUAGUUUUGUUUUGAGCCCUUCAAUGCACAACGCGUUCAGUGAAGACGAAAGAGUUUACAGAAGUGCCUAUGAAGCAGCGGAAAGGUAUGGUGCCAGUGGGGUUGAUUGCAGUUUCAUGUAUCCUGACUGUCCACUGGCGUUAAUCGACCUUAUAACUAAAGUGAAGUUUGGAUGACAGAAUUAAUGUGGUGAUGACUGUCUUUGAUAUUACUAUUUACCGUUUUUGUGAAUUCAAAUAAAUUUCUAUG